Symbiodinium sp. CCMP2592 is the source of this 369-nucleotide messenger RNA. The record is from the annotation of a GenBank genome assembly. NCBI's taxonomy places the organism in Eukaryota, Dinophyceae, Suessiales, Symbiodiniaceae.
AUGGCCAAGGUCUUCCCGGCUGUGCUGACGCCUUGCCUGAGAAGCCUCUUGCAGGAGUGCUUGACGGAAGACAACAUCUCUGAAAAGACGAAAGGCUGUGGGCCACACCCAUCUCAUGAAGCACCUAGACGGGAGCGGUCGAAUCUCGAGCAACGAAAUUGUUGUCGAAGGAAAGACCGAGUCAGCGUUCUCCACUUGGUUGAAGCUGCAGCGCAGUUCAGUGACGUGGGCAAGCUCGAGGAACGCAUGGUGGUGCUGUCCAAGCAGCAGUCGAAAGACGUGAGUGAGGACCAUCAGCUCUAUAAGGCAACACACCUUCAGACCAGCGGCAUGUGCCAACUUGAAGCGACACCCCUGACGGGCAUCUAA